CGCCAUUUUUUGAACAGACAUGUCGUUGAUUCAGAAAAUUAUUGGCAAGAGGAUCCUAUUUAUCACUAUUCUACGAGGCAAUUUCAAAUUUCGUUUUGUGAAUGCAAAGUCAUCAGCUUCCCAAAAGAGUUGGUACCUCUCAGUUCCGGAAAAAAAGAGAGGAAGUUCUAAACACGCUGUCUAAAAUACGAAAACAAGGUGGUCGCGCUUCAGAUUACUAUUCUCUAAAGGAAGACUGCGACGAAGACGAUAGCCAUAAAACCGAUGACUAUUCUUCGGAAACUGGAGAAGGAGAAGCAACCUUCUCCAUCUCCGAAAUUAAAAAAAUGAAGAGACCUACAGAUAAUGCCAGAAGUGAUUGGAAGGAACGAAAAUCAACCAAGAGACAAGCAGCAGAACCGACACCUGUAAAAAGAAUCGAUUCAGCCUUUCUGUUUCCUAUUCCAAAAAGCAACCAACAACCAGAAUCUAAUCAAGUAGAAAAAUCACAAAAGGAGAAUCACGAGGUUUCGAGAAGACUAGUUGCUGAUGAACUCCUAAAAGAACUGGAUAGUAGCGAUGAAGAAGGUAAGAAAGAGUACACGAACUCUGUAGAAUGGAUCCAGAAAAGUAUGGAGGAUACACUUGAAUACAACGAAUUUGAUUCAGCUCAAGUUAUCAUGGAAGCUACUGAAACUGAGCAAAAAGUUUCCACCGAGAAUACUCAGUUUUCCCCCUCUUCUGAGCAAAAUCUGUACAAAAAGUCCCUGAGCAAUAGCGAGUCGCAAAAUAUUGAUUCUAUGAACUUGAGUCAACACGAAGAAGAAGGUGAAAGAAGCUACCUUAUGUAUGAACAUAACUCUGUGCAAAAUAUCUUUCAAGCUGAUAGUUCACAUUAUGUACCAUGCUAUACGGAGAAUGAUGAAAUACGAUUCUUCUGGUAUGAUAUUGAAGAAGCCGUUUCUGCUGGAGGGUCAUCACUCUUCCUAUUUGGGAAAGCUUUAUUCUAUGAAUCGGAUGAUAAGUUACAGCAAAAAGAUGGCAAAUCCAGACAAAUUCUCAAGAAUGUGUGUCUCCAUCUUCCUAAUCUUGAUAGGGUGCUGUACUUUGCACCUCGCUGGGAUACUCUUCAACAAGAUUCAAUACAAAAUGAGAAUGAUGCAGUUGAAUUGAUUCGAUCGCAAGUAUUUCCUGAAGUACAACAAAUCACAACCCCUUUGGUGCCUCGGUUCUUCGCAAAACCUGUGACUCGAAUACAUCCGUUUUUAGACGACCCGCGUGUUCCAAAAUAUGAUGCUUACUAUUUGAAAGUUAAAUAUCCAUUUAAAUAUGCUCCUCCGUCCAAGGAACUGGCUAUCCAAGGUGGAAAGACCUUCAAUAGAAUUUUUGGAACCACAACUACUGCAAUAGAAAGGCUUCUGUUAAAGAAGAAGCUGAAAGGUCCUGGUUGGUUGAGACUCAAAAACGCAACGAUAUCCUCUAAUAUGCCUUGUUCUCUUAAAUGUUGUCUACAAGUGGAGAAUAUCGAGAACAUUGUUUUAGAAGGCAAGAAUGAGGUCCCUGUAGAAUAUUCCACUGCUUUGACAUUUUCUAUUCUUUGUCUUUCCUUUGUUUUUCAAUGGAACGAAGAAACCAGUUUACAUGAGAUCAUUGCAGUUACAGGAAUAUUCUACCCAUUCAUACCAUUUGAAUUCUUUCAGAGCAGUGUUCUUCAUUCAACAUUACAAAAGUAUAUUUUUAGUAUCAUUCGUCCUUUGAAAAAUCAGAGUUUUCCUCCAGAGUUUGAGAAAAUGACUUCUCGAAGUGGACAUAUUGAAACAGUUGCAAAUGAAGCACAACUACUACAUAAUUUCUUAGAAAAACUUUCCAGCGCCGAUCCUGACAUUAUAUUAGGCCACGAUCUUCAGUCGUUUCAACUUGAUAUUCUCUUGCAUAGGCUUGCACAUCUACAGACGCCAAACUGGAGCAUUGUUGGACGUUUGAAACGAAGCAAAAAACUGGAAGACUAUCUGUACUCGCAGAAAAACAGUAGACAAGAAAGAACAAAACGGGAAUCUUAUUAUUACAUGAAAACUUUAUUUUCCGGCAGACUUAUUGCGGAUACUUUGAUAGCGUCAAAGGAACUGUUGCCACGAGAAACCAAUUAUGGCUUAUCUCACUUGGCAAAAUCAACUGGUGUGGAUACCAAACUGGUUUCUCUUCCUGAUGCACGUCAAACACAAACAUAUUUCUCAUCAGCUCAGAACUUGAGAGAACUUUUGGACUUGAAUACCUGCCAUGCGGCAGUUUCUUUUCAACUUUGUUGCAAGCUUGCUGCAUUAUCGUUAUCACUAGAGUUGGCUUAUAUAUCGGGUUAUCUCUGGUCAAAUUGUUUAUUCUUCACUCGAGCAGAACGUGUCGAAAUUCUCUUAGCUCAUGCGUUCAAAGAACUUUUUCCAAAAGCCAUAUUACCAGACAAACUUGACCGGUCAAAAAAGGAGCUGCUCCAAUUAGUUCUCAAGUCUGAAAAAGCAGAGGAACAAGAAACCGUCACAGAGAAGGUUGUUGAAGGAAGAACUUCUAAACGAAAGGCGAAAUACGAAGGCGGUCUCGUACUAGAACCCAAAAGAGGGCUGUAUGACUCGCUCAUUUUACAAUUAGACUUCAACUCACUAUACCCGUCUAUCAUUCAAGAAUACAACCUUUGUUUCACGACAACUAUUUUGUACGAUUCGUCUUUUCAGAAUUUGGAAGACGUUGUUAUUCACACCAAGAAGAAAGGCGUCCUCCCUCUAGUAUUAGAGAAACUUGUUCAAAGACGAAGAGAAGUUAAGGAUCUUAAACAGAAGACAAAGGAUAUUAAUCGUCAACAGCAAUUAAACAUUGAACAAGCAGCAUUGAAACUGACAGCAAACUCUGUAUAUGGUUGCUUAGGGGCGGAGCACUCACGCUUUGGAGCACAAACUCUUGCAGCACUAGUGACUCAGUUUGGCCGGGUUACUUUAGACAAGACAAUCAAAAUUGCCGAGAGGUGUGGUUUUGAAGUUAUUUAUGGGGAUACAGACUCGAUGUUUUUGAAUACUGGAGUGAAAGAACUGGAUGCAGUUUUAGAAAAAGGUCGAGUAUUGAAACAUGAAGUUAAUCGCAAUUUUCGUUCGUUGGAAAUUGAUGUGGAAGCAAUUUAUACUCGAAUGCUUCUCUUGCAGAAGAAACAUUAUGCAGCUAUGCGUUUGGUUGAUCCUGUUUCAAGACCUGGAGAAACUAUUUUGGAGGUCAAAGGUGUUGAAAUGGUUCGACAUGAUUGGUGUCCUGCAUCGAGAGAACUGUCUCUUCAAGUAGUUGAACUUCUCCUAUCCUCUAAAUUUGAGAGGGAAGAAUGUGUUCACAAAGUCAUAUCUUGUCUGCGCUUUUACAUUGAACAAGUUCGUCAGGGUAACGUUCCAUUGGAAAAGUUUGUAAUUACCAAGUCUUUAACGCAGAAACCUUCCGACUACAGUAAUGACACAAAUAACCCACAUGUGGAGGUUGCAAAGAGACUCAUCUGUAAAGGUUUUCCUUUACGUACCGGCUCAUAUAUUCCAUAUGUUAUGUGCAAACGAACAGAAAAUGGCUAUCAGCGGACAUCUGAUACUACACCCGUUCCUUAUCAUCCAUCUGAAUUAGAUGAAGCCGCCGUUAAACUGUCGAUUGAUACGGAAUGGUAUAUUGAUACUCAAUUACUUCCACCAGUUUUACGACUUUGUGAACCAGCAUUCGAUGAGGCGGAAAAAGAUCAGCUGUUGGAAGCUUGUGGAAUAUCAACGGCAACUCGCAAGUCUUCAGGUACACAUUCUUAUGAAAACUGUCACAUUUUCCAAAAGAUAGAUGCAGCAAUAGAGAAGCAGACAUUUUUGCCAUGGAUGAUAUGUUGUCCAUCAUGUUCCUGUCAAGUUGACUUUUUUGAAGUAACUUCAACAAAGGAGAUGAAAGCCAACAUACUAAAAUGUAUGGGCUGUGACAAAGAUUAUUCUUUGGGUUUCCUUGUUAAUAGUCUUCAUAAAUGGCUACGAUGUCUAGAGCGACAGUAUUAUGAUUCAUUUUGGUCCCAUGUAAAACGUACUGAGGAUUCAUGGUUGGAUAGAAAGAUAGGCUUGCGUAAGGAACAACUGUAUCAAACCUUAUUGGAGUUGCUUUGUCGAUUGGAUUCAGGUUCAAUCACGGUGCCUUCCAAAUAGAUCAUGAACAAUAUCGAGAUAAACUGGGAAACAUGGUU
Galdieria sulphuraria is the source of this 4210-nucleotide messenger RNA. RefSeq names its product DNA polymerase alpha subunit A. The record is from RefSeq and is a predicted model, not a curated record. Gene Ontology annotation, molecular function: DNA replication origin binding; chromatin binding; single-stranded DNA binding. The transcript is spliced from 2 exons. Gene Ontology annotation, biological process: mitotic DNA replication initiation; lagging strand elongation; leading strand elongation. Bases 102 to 4172 code for a protein of 1356 amino acids. NCBI's taxonomy places the organism in Eukaryota, Rhodophyta, Bangiophyceae, Galdieriales, Galdieriaceae. Gene Ontology annotation, cellular component: alpha DNA polymerase:primase complex.